This is a messenger RNA of Daphnia pulex (common water flea), 1529 nucleotides long. Its product is annotated as target of EGR1 protein 1-like. Gene Ontology annotation, molecular function: metal ion binding; snRNA binding; 3'-5'-RNA exonuclease activity. The record is from RefSeq and is a predicted model, not a curated record. Gene Ontology annotation, cellular component: Cajal body; cytoplasm. Gene Ontology annotation, biological process: snRNA 3'-end processing. NCBI's taxonomy places the organism in Eukaryota, Metazoa, Arthropoda, Branchiopoda, Diplostraca, Daphniidae. The transcript has 5 exons. The coding region runs from base 149 to 1438 and encodes 429 amino acids.
AAUAAGGAGUCGUCUGCUGUUUAUUUAGAUUUCAAGUUUUUGAAAGUUGUCUUGCUCUUGACUCUGCAUUUUGCCACAUUUUAUUUUCAUUCGAAAGACAGCCGUAGCUUUUUUAGAUAUUGUUCCACUUUCAACCUACGUAUUUGAUAUGGAUCAAGAUUUCUUGGUGUCAGUGCUUGAUGUUCACAAAGAUAACUUGCAGUUUAUCUGGCCAAGUCUUGUGUGUUCAAUACAAAAUUCAUCUUUCAUUUCUCUAGACUGUGAAUUGAGUGGCCUGGGGAGCAGAAAAUUGAUAAACUCUCAAGCAGUUGAUGACCGAUACAUAAACAUAUGUGAAGUAGCCAAAACACGCUCUAUUAUUUCAUUAGGUCUCAGCUGUUUCAAACUGUCAAGCACUGAAAAUGAUGAAUCUUCAAAAAAUUUGAAUUUCAGUGUUCAAACUUUCAAUCUCAUGGCAUUAUGCUCAGAAGAUUAUGUAGUUGAACCUUCUGCACUUCAGUUUCUUGUUACUCAUGGAUUUGAUUUCCACAAGCAAUAUUCUCAAGGGAUCCCUUAUUACAGAGGAAAUGAUAGAGCUGGGAAGGGAAAAGCAAAGAAAGCAACUUGGGACCUAAGAGAUCUAUUUGCUGUGGUUAUUUCAGCCAAAGUUCCUCUUGUUCUUCAUAAUGGCCUUGUAGAUUUGGUUUUUCUCUAUCAAAAUCUUUAUGCAGAUUUACCUCCGAAACUUUCUUCCUUUCUGGCUGAUUUGGAGGUAAUGUUUCCCAAUGGUAUCUUUGAUACAAAAUUUGUCGCGGAAUUUUCCGUUAGAACGAAUGCAUCCUUUUUGGAAUACAUAUUCCGCAGCCAUCAAUUAAAAAACAUGAAUUUGAAGAAUUCUAGUCGUGCACAUGUCAUUUGCAACCACACAUUAAUAGAAUCAGAUUUUAUUGACUUCUGGGACUGUUCUCCGCGUUUGCAGAAUGAAGAAGACUUGGAAAUUUGUUCAAAUUACAUAAAUCAUGGCUUCUGUAACAGUGAGUCAAAUUGCAAGAAAUCCCACGACGUGUAUCGAGCUGUUUUACUUGAAGACCAAAAGAAAGCUAAGAAACGAAAAAGAAAGGAUGAUAACAACAUUGCACGCACUGAAGUAGAAAAUGUCAUCAAUAUCACCAGGUCUUCGCGCCAAGAACGCUUCAAAGGACAUCGCGCAGGACAUGACGCUUUUAUGACAGGUUUCUGUUUUGCUUCUUUCAUAGCACAAAAAAUGUCCGUUCGACCAAAUGGUGCCAACACGUUCUGCUGGAAAGAACUAGUUGCUGAAGUUGCCGACGUUCGGAAUCGUGUCUGUCUUAGUGGCAAAGACUUUCCCCUUUUAAUUCAGAAAAGUGCCUUUUCCAAAUGUUCAAAGUCUCAUCUGGAGAAAUAUGAACGGCUGUUUCCCAGUGCUGAAGCGAAUUGACGAUUGCUAACUGAAAAAAUGCUAAAUUUAAGUUCAGUGUGUAUCAUGUUUUGUAUUUUGGACAAGAAAAAAAAUUCAUAGAUAUGUAGGA